Molecule: messenger RNA, 416 nt
Organism: Plectropomus leopardus (leopard coralgrouper)
Lineage: Eukaryota; Metazoa; Chordata; Actinopteri; Perciformes; Serranidae
Source: RefSeq, a predicted model, not a curated record
ACGGCGUGAUGCGUCGUGAUGGAGGAGGCGGAGCACAGCCAGUACGUCACCCAGCUGAAGGUGGAGUUCGACAGCUGCGACACGACGGCCACCGGCUUCCUGGACCGAGACGAGCUGAUGGCGCUCUGCAGGAAGCUGCAGCUGGACGCUCACCUGCCGCUGCUGCUCAACACGCUUCUGGGAGAACGCACCUACGCCAGGGUAAACUUUGAGGAGUUUAAAGACGGUUUGGUGGACGUCCUGUCCCGCUCCCUGGACCUCAGCACCUCAGAGGAGGACAGCAGCUACCAGGAGCCAGUUGUCCCAGAGGAGGUGAAGCCAAAGUUUGUGAAGGGGACAAAGCGUUAUGGUCGUCGCUCCCGUCCCGACAGUAAAGUGGACGCUGCGCCGACCUGCGACUCAGAGGACUCUCCGCC